AUGGAUAAUGCGAAUGUUGCUGCAAUGCCAGAGGAAAAUGAAGAGUCUGAUGAUGAAGACAUGCCAAAUGCCAAUGGUGGCGACAACAGGGGGGAGUACAACAACUGCAAUGGAUUUGAGGUCGAAGACUCAGACUCUAAUAAUGCAGAUGCAUCUAUGUCCUCUGAUGAUGAUGACUCAGUAGAAAAGGUUGGAUAUGGUCCUCAUCAUGACUUGGCAUUUUCACUGGAGGACUGUGAUUCCGUGAACGAAGAGGAGCUCGAUGCGCUAGAGGAUGAUAUGGAACAAAGCCGUGGGAUUACCACCCGAAAAAAGCUGAUGAUCUUGCCCCAGUGA
This is a messenger RNA of Seminavis robusta, 336 nucleotides long. The record is from the annotation of a GenBank genome assembly. Lineage: Eukaryota; Bacillariophyta; Bacillariophyceae; Naviculales; Naviculaceae.